Pseudomyrmex gracilis is the source of this 3632-nucleotide messenger RNA. RefSeq names its product beta-1,4-glucuronyltransferase 1. Bases 177 to 1670 code for a protein of 497 amino acids. Lineage: Eukaryota; Metazoa; Arthropoda; Insecta; Hymenoptera; Formicidae. The record is from RefSeq and is a predicted model, not a curated record. Gene Ontology annotation, molecular function: glucuronosyltransferase activity. The transcript has 4 exons.
AAGCCUCCGUAAAUAAACGCGCCCGAGUCUUUCUUUUUUUCUUCCUCUCGGAAGUGUCGAUAUUAUUCGCGGGGGCGUGAUUCCGUGAUACGUCGAGCGGGCGAGCAAUUUACUCGCGUCAGUGUGUUCGUGUCGUCGUCGUCCAUCGGGACGCGCUACGUCGAUGGUACCGCCGGAUGUACGGUGAGCGUCAACCCGGGUCGGCCAACUACGCCAUCAGGCUGCCGCCAAGCGGGGAGGACGUCUGUCUCGCGUGUCAGCACACAUCAAUGGUUCAGCUGGGAUGCCGACCGUGGAAUCUCAGUCUGACGAGCGUCAUUAUCCUGGCGCUGUCGAACAUGCUGCUGACGUUUCUGCUGCUGCAAUCGGAGACUUGCGCGCCCGGAGCAAUUCCGCGAGAGGUGGAGGUCAGCGCGGUCACCGACUGGAAUCUUGGCAACCUCAUCAAGCAGGAGCAACAGCAGCAGCCACCGCCACCGCCGCCCCCGCCAUCGCCGGACUGCAUCACGCAGGAUUACCAGUCGACGUCACUUGACGCAGACAUCCUCAAGCUGGAUAUUAAGCUCGGCAGAUGGGACGCCCGGCGGUUAUUCCGCACCUUCGAUUCGGUGCUGGUCGGCAACCGGUUCAGCGAACUGUCGCAGACCUAUCGAGUGUGUUUGGCCACGCAGAGCUCCGUGGAAAAGCUACAUUCGCUGGUGCAGGUCGCCUUGCACUGGACCGGGCCGAUGUCGGUGGCGUUGUACGCCGCCGGCGACGAGGAAUUCGAAGUGCUACAACGUUACCUGGUGUAUUUGAGACGUUGCUACGAAUCCAUCCGCGAGAGGGUGAUCUUCUCUCUGGCCGUGCCGAGAAAACGACCGCCUAAAAAGCAGCCGCGCGUCUUCGAGCUGCCGAACGUCGUCGAUUGUGCCAAACCAGAGGCCACCCUGACUCAGCUCGCCAAUCGCAUCCCGAGCGAACAGACCAUCUGGAGAACCCGUAACGUCUAUCCGCAGAAUCACAUGCGCAAUCUAGCGCGCAAGAACUGCCAGACGGAUUACGUGUUCCUGACUGACGUCGACAUCGUGCCGAGCUUCAAUCUGACUGCCGCCCUCGACGAGUUCCUCAGAAGCGACGACUGUGAUAAAUGCGCCUACGUAAUACCCACGUACGAGCUGGACACGCGCGUGAGGUUUCCCCAGAACAAGACGGAGUUGGUCAGGCUGGCAAGGAAGGGCCUGGCCAGACCCUUUCACCAGAAGGUCUUCAUACACAAUCAGUUCGCAACGAACUUCACGAGGUGGCUGCAGGACGUGUCGCCGAGCCAUAAAUAUCACGAGAACGUGAAGACCGGCAGGGUCUACGUUAGUCACGACGUGACGAAUUUCGAAUUCCUUUACGAGCCGUUUUACGUGGCGAAGGAUAUCGUGCCGUCCCACGAUGAGAGGUUUAUGGGAUACGGAUAUACGAGAAAUACCCAGGUUUACGAGAUGUACGUGACGGGUUAUCAGUUUAAGGUGCUAUCGCCCGUAUUUACGGGCCACUGGGGACUGCAGACGAGGAAGAGCAGACCCGCUUGGCGCGAGCGUCAAAACAGUGCCAACAGGAAACAAUUCGAGACGUUCAAGAAGGAGGUGUUUGCCCGUUACAUGCGAGAUCCGUUGAAGAUGAUGAAGAACGUUAACUGACGAAAGAUUCGUCGAGGAUCUCGUUGACUCGAGGUUCCUCCUCCUCCGUUUACAUUUGUUCUUAGGCUCGACAUCGAGAAAUCCAGAGAGAAAGAGAGAGAGAAAGAAAAUAGAAUUUAGGCCUCUGGCUAUAUCGCUAGUGCUCACCACGUAACGUAGUGGGUAGAUUUCAAGUGUGUUUUCUCACGCGAUCGAACAUGUCAACGAACAAUAAUAUUUUAUUUUUAACUAUUCUAUGUUACUAUUUUAUAGAAAUGUACAUAAAAAUUUUGUUAACCUCUUUCUCCGACACUGUCAACUUCAUCGAUCAUGGUUUUCAACAAAUCGCUCGAUAUUUUCUUCACUCGUCGGUGCUCAUUUGCUCAUUGUAUUAGGGAUAGUAUAUCUUCGAAUCUCUCUAUGUUUACACAAAACUGAUCGAAAUCUCUGACGAACGGCAGAGCCGUUCUUUAUCCUUCGUGUGGGAACAAUAGCAAACCAGCUGCUCCUCUCCGUUCAUCCGUAUUAAGCGCAACGGCGGAGUGCGCUUCAGUAUGCUCGGGAGAGAUGCCACAGAUCGAGUAAACGCGAUCGGCGGGAAUUCGCGCUACUUAUCGAACCUUCCGGUUCAUCGAUUUCGCCAGGCGGAACCGACCGCGUGUGGCCGCCUCUUGUUACUUCCACUCACGAUUCCCCAAAGUCAUCAGAGACCGCCAUGCGGGGAUCGAGGAAUAAAUAUCGCCCUGUGAGUUUCGCGGCACGUACUCGCGCACGAAGGAGCGGGAAAACGAGGGCGUAGGAAGGGAGGGGGGGAUCUUAAGUGAGCGUACCUCGUUAGCUGUCUGGGGGGCUUAAGAGAGGGUGGCGUUUAAAUCCAAAAUCGAUACUUCGCUUGACACGGGCGUAGCGCGCCGCACAUAAAAUAACAAACGGCAUAAACAGUCUCUGUGUCAUAUAUAGUUAUUACGGCGUUGCGCAGAAAGAAAUAUUGCGAAUGACAAAUAAGGUGUCUCAGGUGCAGUUCCUUUUAUCGAGACGGGUUAUUUGAAAUGAUAUGUGGAAAUUGAACUCUUUCAAAAGCGGCUUGGUGGAGUUCUUUUACAAAAAUCUUUAAUUUAAAAUUGAACCGUAAAACUGCACGGACAAUAACGGACAGUAAUAAAACUCUUCAAGAAACUUAAAUUUUAAUUAAGAAGUUUAAUUCAAAAAGCCUGAUCGGACAUAAUUAAUUAUUUUGACAAGUGUGUUCGUCGGUUAAGUCCAAGUUAUAGUAAGAAACACUUUCUAUAGAUAGAAAAAUAUGAAAAAAGGGAACAUAAAAAAUAUUUUCUAUAAAGUCGCGUGAAAAAUAAAUAGAAACUGAUAUCGCAUCGCAUCGAAGAUUGAUCGCGCUCAAUCGUUAGAAAAUCGACGAUAUUUGUGAUGAUGAUAUUUAUCUCGUGUAAUGUUUUCAUCACAAGCUGCUCGAGACGGAACGCGCGUUAUGUUCCUGCGUUGCACCGUCGUUUGCUUUGCGAACUUACAGGAUUAAUUAUACAGGGCGAGGUGUUUCGAGGUGUUUGCAGACACACGGAUGUGUGGCCUCCAUUUGCUCGCGCGCUGUGCAAGCCCAACAGCGACAACGAUUGCUCAAUAAAUAUCGCCACCGGCAACGUUUCAUCUAAUUAAAUCUUAGAAAGACGUAAAUCUCAUUUUCUCUUUUAAUUGACAUGGCGCGGUUUCUCGGAUCGUUCGAAAGUUGUUUUACUGUGUUAAACAAAGCUCUCAUCACUCGAUCAUGCUCUAAGAAUAUAAGAAUAUCGUAUAUGGGACGAAAAAUUCUGAGAUUUUUAUAAAUGAUAUUCUACAAAUAAAAAAAAAUAAAAAAACAUAUCGUGUGAUGACUGCCAAUGUCAGUUAAAAGACAAAACGUCGAUGUUUAGUUUAAGACAGAGUUACAUUUAUAUUGUAAUGUUUUUACUGAUAGAUGUGUAUUGAAAUAUA